AGUCUCUGUCACCCAGGCUGGAGUAUAGUGGCACGAUCUCGGCUCACUGCAGCCUCCGCCUCCCGAAUUCAAGCCAUUCUCCUGCCUCAGCCUCCCGAACAGCUGGGAUUUCAGGCACGUGCCACCACGCCUGGCUAAUUUUUGUAUUUUUAGUAGAGAUGGGGGGGCCGGGGGGGGGUCUCACCAUGUUGGCCAGGCUAGUCUCGAACUCCUGACCUUCAAUGAUCCGCCCACUUCGGCCUCUCAAAGUGCUGGGAUCACAGGCGUGAGACACUGCGCCCAGCCCCUUCCCUUUUUUGAUUCCCACUUUUACAAGGCUGUAAGCUUCACGAAGGACAGAAACCUCAUCCAUCUAGUCAACUGUGAUUUCCCCAGCACUGUGGCUCCGGCCUGGCACAUGGUAGGUGCUCGGUGAAUACUGGUUUGAACAGAGGACAGCGGCAGACGGCAAGGGCCACUCCUGUGCCAGGGCCUGCCACGCCACCGCGGCUUGUGCGGUGGGGGUGGGGAGGAUUGGACAGUCUGGCUGUGCGCCCUCUUCUCCUUUUCAACGUCCCAGUAUAACUUCAAGGGAGCGCAACUUCAGAGCCUCCUUGGACGAAGCCACCGCCCCGGAAUCAGGGCCUUCCCAGUUCUGCCUUCUGGGAGGGAGGAUGGGGGUGGGCCGCGGGAGGCCAGUUCCAAGUGCGUCCUGAAAUCCCUCCCGCCGCCCCGCGUCGCUUUAAGGCGGAGGCCCGGGAGGGGGCCGACCCGGCUCGCCAGCUCCACGCUCGGCUCCAGACUCCGGCAUUUCCUCCCCGCUAGCUGGCGCGGCCUCGCCUCCCCCUCGGAAGAGGAAACUCCCGGGGUCCGAGUAACAGGGUCAGGCGCGGAGCGGAGCGGCGGGAGAGCCGGGAGGGCCGCCCAGGGUAGGAGGCGAGCCAGGCAGGGCCAGAAGCUGGCCGACGGCGGCGCGCGGGGGCGCCGGGCGGGGAGGGCCGCUGGGCCGGACUCAGCGCGCAGCCGGAGCAGGGCGCGGCCCGGGGCCCGAGAGCGCAGGGCGGGCCGCAGCUGGAAGGAACACUUGAGCUGGGAGAGGAGGCCGAGCUGGAGGGCGGCUUCCCUCGGGCCUGCGAUCGGGAAGCGGCCGCGGAGGAGGAGACGGGGACAGCGGGGCUGCCCGGGCGCUGUGCGCAUGCUGGGCUGGGGUCGCCGCCGGGGCUUGCCCCCUGGGCUGCUCGGCCACCGCCGCCCCGGGCGCCCGGCAUGUCGGUGCACUACACCCUCAAUCUACGCGUCUUCUGGCCCCUGGUGACCGGCCUGUGCACCGCCGUGGUGUGCCUCUACCAUGUCCUGCGGGGAAGCGGGGGCGCCCGGGCCGAGCCCGCCGACGGCGUGGACGGCGGCUUCCCGCUGCUCAAAGUGGCCGUCCUGCUCCUCCUCAGCUACGUCCUCCUGCGCUGUCGCCACGCUGUCCGGCAGCGCUUUCUGCCCGGGUCUCCCCGUCUGGAGGGUCACGCCGCCUUCUCCUCGAGACACUUCCGAGAGCCGGGCCUCAGCAUCCUGCUGGAGAGUUACUACGAGCACGAGGUGCGCCUGUCUCCGCACGUGUUGGGCCACAGCAAGGCGCACGUGAGCCGGAUCGUGGGCGAGCUGGUGCGGGCUGGCCGCGCCCGGGGGUCCCCCGGUCUCAUUCCUGGCGGGGCGCUGGCCUUGGCCUUCCGCGGGGACUUCAUCCAGGUGGGCAGCGCCUACGAGCAACAUAAAAUCCGCCGGCCCGACAGCUUCGACGUGCUGGUGCCACUGCGCCUCCCGCCGCUUGUGGCGCUGGAGCCACGGAGCCUGGGCGAGGAGCCAGCGCUGGCCCCGGCCUUCCGCGGCUGCUUCUUGUGCGCCCUCAAGGCACCACCCUCACCAUCGGGGGCCUCGGGGGGCCACUGGCUUCGGGACUGCAAACCCUUUGCUGAUGCCUUCUGCGUGGAUGUGCGCGGGCGGCGUCACCUCUCUGCUACUCUGGUGCUGCGCUGGUUCCAGUCGCAUCUGCAGCGCUCCUUGGCCACUGUGCGUUACAGCCUGGAGGGGCGCUGUCGGGUCACCUUGACCCCAGGUGGCCUGGAACAGCCCCCCACCUUACACAUCUUGCCCUGCCGCACUGACUACGGCUGCUGCCGCCUUUCCAUGGCUGUGCGUCUCAUCCCCGCUGUCCAUCUGGGAGAUGGGGUCUUCCUUGUGGCGCCACCACCGCCACCCUUGCCCAGCGCGCCCCUGUUGGAGCUCCCUGAGGGCCUGCGUGCUGAGGCACUGUGGGGUGUGAACACAGCACGCCAGGAGCAGAAGCUGCUGAGUUGGCUGCAGGAACGGGCAGCUCCAGGUGCCUGCUACCUCAAGUGCCUGCAGUUGCUUAAGGCUCUGCGCGAUCUGGGCGCCCGUGGGCUGGACUCAGCGGCUGCCACCCAGUGGGGACGCAUCCUAUCCUCAUAUGUGCUCAAGACAGUGCUGCUGGCAGUGCUGCUGCGCAAGGGGGCCCCUGGGCAAGGCUGGGACGAGGAGCACCUGGGAAAGUGUUUGGAGGAGUUGGUGCAGUUCCUUAGGGACUGCCUGCUGCGACGCCAUACGCUCUUCCACUGCGUUCUGGGCCCCGGUGGGGCGGCUGCAGAGGUGGGUCCCCUGCCCAAGGCACUGAGGGAAGCCGCCCCAGUUGACCUCCUGGCCGCUUUCGACGGGCACGCCCGGGAACUUGCAGCAGCGCGGUUGCUGUCCACGUGGCAAAGGCUGCCCCAGCUUCUCCGGGCCUACGGGGGUCCCCGCUACCUUGCCAGGUGCCCCCCACCCCGGAGUCUGCGCACCCAGGGCUUCCUUGAAGGUGAACCGUAAGCCCUAACAGCACCCCCACCUGACCAAAUGCUCCUAAAGCCUUUCCCACUGGGUGGGGGGUGGGAAUGGCGGUGAAGCCAGUUAAAUGCAAGAUUGCAGAAGGCAUUGGAAAAUUUGGUGGCUGCCACAAGCUUUAGUGGCUUAAAUAUCACCUCCUCGCUUCACAGUCCAGUAUAAUAUGACAUCUUCACACCCACUAGAGUGUCCUGGGCAAACCGUGGGAACAGCAGCCCCAAGAAUUGGUUCAAAUAUUGAUUCAAAUAUUGUUCUGUGUGGACAGAUUCUGUAGAAGGAUGUGGCUUUUAGAGAAGUCCAGUAGAAGAAGCAAGAACUAGCUGUAGGGAAAGUUCCUUCUGUCGGUUCUUAGACACAGAUCUCUCUGCCCAAAUUAAAAAAAAAAACACACACUAAAGUAUUUGACACAAUUACUUGCUAGGUACUGGGUUCCUGAUUGUCUUUAAAAAGAAAAAUCUGAAUCUUUAUUUGCAAGUGGAAUUGAAGUUCUAUUUUAGGGGCUAAUGUUCAGAGGAACAUAAUUUCCACUGUUCAAAUUAAUAUUAAUGUAUUUUUAAAAUGGUGCAAUCACAGGUGUUUGAUAAGAUUGUCAAAAA
This is a messenger RNA of Symphalangus syndactylus (siamang), 3464 nucleotides long. It is a transcript of the gene ITPRIPL2, whose product is annotated as ITPRIP like 2. The record is from RefSeq and is a predicted model, not a curated record. Lineage: Eukaryota; Metazoa; Chordata; Mammalia; Primates; Hylobatidae.